Molecule: messenger RNA, 1807 nt
Organism: Arabidopsis lyrata subsp. lyrata
Lineage: Eukaryota; Viridiplantae; Streptophyta; Magnoliopsida; Brassicales; Brassicaceae
Product: probable protein phosphatase 2C 73
Exons: 6
Coding region: 585-1703 (372 amino acids)
Biological process (GO): protein dephosphorylation
Molecular function (GO): protein serine/threonine phosphatase activity
Source: RefSeq, a predicted model, not a curated record
AAUGAAAUUUUUUGCUUCUUUGUCGCUCAACUUUAGAAAUUUUAUCUUAUUUAAUGGUUAUAAAAUCAGAAAAGCUUUUAACUUGUUUUUGAAGCAAAUCUAUGGGGAUUAAGUGUGUUUGCUUCUUUUUGCCUUUUAGGUGUUCAUAUUUAAAAAUAGUAUUAAGCAACAACAUGCUGAGAAAGUUCUCAUUUUAUUUUCUUGUUAGUUUUCCCGGAAAAAGCAAAAGAGUAGAAUCUUGGAAUCUUGCAACUUGUUUUUCAUUUCCUUAUUAAGAAAUAUCUCUAGAUGUGUUUUCUUUAAACAGAAACUCUAUUUCCCUUCAAGUCAAAAUCAUUUUUUCAUAUUUAUAUCGGGAUCCCUAUUUAUAUCAAAAGAUAAUCUCAGAAGCUUGUUUCAAUGGAAUUCCAUGUCAGACUUAUGAAUAUUCCACUAAAAUGUUAAAUUUUUAUCUUUUGGGUAGUCUAGAUUCUCAACACUAUGACUCAUCCAAGUUUUUUUUUUGGGGAUCAUCUUAAGGCUUAAGCUUAAGGAGGAAGUUUCUCGUUGUUGUUUGAUAAAUUGAUCUUUGGGGUAUUUAAAAGAUGGGACAUUUCUCAUCGAUGUUUAAUGGAUUAGCUCGAUCAUUUUCGAUAAAGAAAGUGAAAAAUAACAAUGGAAACUGCGAUGCAAAAGAAGCUGCUGAUGAGAUGGCGAACGAGGCGAAGAAGAAAGAACUGAUUCUGAAAUCCUCUGGUUAUGUUAAUGCACAAGGAUCUAAUAAUUUAGCCUCUGUUUUCUCCAAACGCGGUGAAAAAGGCGUUAACCAAGACUGUGCACUCGUUUGGGAGGGAUUUGGGUGCCAAGAGGACAUGAUCUUCUGCGGGAUAUUCGAUGGACACGGUCCAUGGGGUCACUAUGUAGCCAAACAAGUAAGAAACUCAAUGCCUUCAUCGCUUCUCUGCAACUGGCAAAAGAUUCUUGCCCAGGCCACCCUAGAGCCCGAGCUUGACCUCGAAGGCUCUAAUAAAAAACUCUCAAGAUUCGACAUAUGGAAGCAAUCCUAUCUCAAAACAUGUGCAACGGUUGAUCAAGAGCUUGAACAUCACCGCAAGAUCGAUUCUUACUACAGCGGCACAACAGCUCUAACCAUUGUCAGACAGGGUGAAGUUAUUUAUGUCGCGAAUGUAGGUGAUUCAAGAGCGGUACUAGCCACGGUUUCGGAUGAGGGAAGCUUGGUUGCGGUUCAGCUCACACUUGAUUUCAAACCGAAUCUACCACAGGAGAAGGAGCGGAUAAUUGGCUGCAAAGGGCGGGUUUUCUGUCUAGAAGAUGAGCCGGGAGUCCACCGUGUGUGGCAACCGGACUCAGAAACACCGGGGCUCGCAAUGUCAAGAGCGUUCGGAGACUACUGCAUCAAAGAGUAUGGAUUGGUCUCAGUCCCUGAAGUCACUCAAAGACACAUCUCUACUAAAGACCACUUCAUAAUCUUGGCUAGUGAUGGGAUAUGGGAUGUGAUCUCUAACCAAGAGGCUAUAGAGAUCGUCUCCUCGAUGGCUGAGCGGCCUAAAGCGGCUAAGCGGUUAGUAGAGCAAGCGGUUCGGGCUUGGAAGAAAAAGAGACGAGGACUCUCCAUGGACGAUAUGUCUGUGGUCUGCCUUUUCCUCCAUUCUUCUUCAUCGUCAUCUCUAUCACAACAUCAUCAUGCCACGACUUUAAAGUAAAACUUUGCGUUGUAAAUAGCGUUACAGUUGUGACAUUUCAUCUUGAAAUCCGAAAUGUGAUUUUUUGGUCGCAGCCAUCAAUAUGAGUUGAUUUAUCUUCUCAA